Lagenorhynchus albirostris (white-beaked dolphin) is the source of this 440-nucleotide messenger RNA. Its product is annotated as histone H4. Gene Ontology annotation, molecular function: DNA binding; structural constituent of chromatin; protein heterodimerization activity. Gene Ontology annotation, cellular component: nucleosome. Gene Ontology annotation, biological process: nucleosome assembly. The record is from RefSeq and is a predicted model, not a curated record. Lineage: Eukaryota; Metazoa; Chordata; Mammalia; Artiodactyla; Delphinidae. The coding region runs from base 1 to 312 and encodes 103 amino acids. The transcript has 3 exons.
AUGUCCGGCCGAGGUAAAGGUGGCAAAGGGCUGGGUAAGGGAGGCGCUAAGCGCCACCGGAAGGUCUUACGGGACAACAUCCAGGGUAUUACGAAGCCCGCCAUUCGCCGUCUGGCUCGCCGUGGUGGUGUGAAGCGCAUCUCUGGCCUCAUCUAUGAGGAGACCCGGGGAGUGCUCAAAGUGUUCCUGGAGAACGUGAUCCGUGAUGCAGUGACUUACACGGAGCACGCCAAGCGCAAGACGGUCACGGCCAUGGAUGUGGUGUAUGCGCUGAAACGCCAGGGCCGCACCCUUUACGGCUUCGGCGGCUGAGGUCUGCAUGUAUGGACUGGAUUGGAGACAGGCUGGAAUGAUAUGGAGCUGUCGUUCGGCUGUUGCCCUGGGAGUGAAUCCCCUGUGGCGUGACUCUUCCACCCCAGCUAUUAUUUUAACCCGUAUAA